This is a messenger RNA of Lycium barbarum (goji berry), 2542 nucleotides long. RefSeq lists its product as uncharacterized. The record is from RefSeq and is a predicted model, not a curated record. Gene Ontology annotation, biological process: maturation of SSU-rRNA from tricistronic rRNA transcript (SSU-rRNA, 5.8S rRNA, LSU-rRNA). NCBI's taxonomy places the organism in Eukaryota, Viridiplantae, Streptophyta, Magnoliopsida, Solanales, Solanaceae. The coding region runs from base 132 to 2078 and encodes 648 amino acids. Gene Ontology annotation, molecular function: snoRNA binding; protein binding. The transcript is spliced from 6 exons. Gene Ontology annotation, cellular component: Pwp2p-containing subcomplex of 90S preribosome; small-subunit processome.
UGCAGCCCAGCUUUCUUUCUUUUUUUCCAAACCCUCCUCCUUCCCGUUUCUGUGUCUCUGUUUCUACUGCAAACUUUUCUUUCUCCAGUCGUGCAGUAACUGAGAAGAAGAGAAACAAGAAAUCAACAACAAUGGCGGAUGUGGUACAGUACAAGCUUGAGCGUAUGCUCCCAGAACUAGACGACCUCGAAAAGCGCGCCCUAUUCAGCCGCCACGAAAUAUCAGAAAUAGUGAAACAACGCCGCAAAUUUGAGUACAGGUUAAAGAGACCUAGUCCAUUGAAACAGGAUUUCCUAGCAUACAUUGACUACGAAAAGGGUCUAGAUUCUCUAAGACAACUACGUAAGAAAGUUAUGAUGAAGAAAACCGGGGAUAGGAAGUUGAAAAAGUCGGUUUCGGAUUAUGCUGGAGUUUCGAGGAUAAUUGAGAUUUAUCGAUUGGCGACGAGUAGGUUUAAGGGAGAUAUUGAGCUUUGGUUUCAGUAUUUGGAGUUCUGUAGGGAACGAAGGAAUGGCAGAAUGAAGAAGGCCCUUGCGCAGGCAGUUAGGUUUCAUCCUAAGGUGCCUGGAGUAUGGAUAUAUGCUGCAGCUUGGGAAUUCGAUAAUAACUUAAAUGCUGCUGCUGCUCGUGCCCUAAUGCAUAGCGGCUUGAGAGCAUGUCCAACUUCUGAGGAACUGUGGGUAGAAUAUCUUCGAAUGGAGCUUACAUACCUAAAUAAAUUAAAGGCUCGCAAAGUUGUGCUAGGAGAAGAUGAGGGAACACUGGCUCGUUCUGUCAAAAAUGCUAAAGAGGAACAGUGGAGAGAUGAGAACAAGGAAUUAUUUAUGACCCUUGAUGAUAAAAGAGAGGAUGAUAAAUUAUCCAAUCUUCACGAUGGAGACUCAAAGGAGAAAUUAGAUUUAUUUAGGGAACAAGGUUUAAGUGUUCUUCAGACAGUUUAUAGUGGUUCUAUUAAAGCCCUUCCUUCCAGUUUCAGUUUAAGAACACAGUUUCUUGAGAUACUAGAAGCAACAGAUUUAGCUCAUUCAGAAGAUAUGCGAAAUGAGAUACUUGCUGAUAUGAAAAGGGAUUUCUCAAAAGAACCAACAUAUUGGGAUUGGCUUACAAGACAGGAAGUGAUUGAUUUUAAUGAUCCAGAGACUACUGAACCAAUGACAGCUGAUCAAUUAAGCAGAGCAAUUCAGGUUUAUGAGGAAGGUUUAAAAAUUGUGCCUUCAGCCUCAAUGUUCGAUUGUUAUGCAAAGUUCUUGAUGGAUGUCAUUAAAAAUCAGGGGAGUCAAUCUUCUGAUUACUUCUGUGCAGCUAGUCAUGCUAUGGAUCCUAUUUCACAUCUCUUGGUAGUAUAUGAAAAGGCUGAAACCAUGGGGUGCAUCACACAGGAUCUUGCUUGUCAGUAUGUUUCUUUUCUACUGCAACUUGGGAAAGUAGAUGAAGCUAAGACUUUGGCAGAGAAAUUGUGUUCUGGAAAACUUUCAGAAGCAGUACAGCUAUGGGCUUUACGGUUCUCAAUAGAAUUGAGAUUUAUCCAGAAGAACUGUACUCCAAAUAAGACAGCUCUAUCUUCUAUCUUUGAAACCCUGAGAAACGUUUUAUUGAAAGUUCCCAUAUCAGAAGCAGAAACUAUAUGGCUUAUGGCACUCAAAUAUUUCUCCACUCGUAAAAAGUUCUUUGACAAGUUGGUUGAGACUUCUAAGUCUGUACUGGCCAAAGAUGGUGGAAGUGAUGAUGGGUUUUCCCUCUCUUCUGCCAUCAUCAAUUUUGUUCUGCAAAGGGAUGGACUUGGGAGUGCUAGAGAGUUAUAUAAGAGAUUUCUUGCUUUACCACAUCCAGGACUUUCUUUAUAUAGAAAUUGCAUUGAGCUGGAAUUGAACCUUGCAUCUAGUGGAGAUAAGACUAGUCUUGGAAAUGCCCGAAAAUUGUUUGAAACUGCACUUACAACUUAUGAUCAAGAUGUCGGAUUGUGGCAAGACUAUUAUAAUAUGGAAGUCAAGAUGGGAACAUCAGAAACUGCAGCAGCCGUUCACUGGCGAGCACGGAAAACCCUCAAAAAGAAUCUUUCCCUUCUACCCUCACAAUGAGGGCCCUCACUGGAUAUGUGAUCAAUCUCUGAAUGUGAUAAUAUAAUCAAAUUUUCACUUGGGAAUACUGAGCAAGUAUAACCAAAGUUGUCUCCGGAGGGCUGACUUAUGUGAUAUCUUAUGCGGUACACCAUCUCGUAUUUCAUUGAGCUGCCAAUGUUGAUCUACAUAACAACUUGCAGUAUUGGUUCUCUUUUGAUGACAUACUUUAGGAUCUUAUGUGAUCUGAGUCUGUCAAGGAGCCUAGCUAUAUUCUUAGACAAGCCGUUGCCAGCAAUUGUGAUAUAAAUCUUUGAAGGAGAGCUCUAAUGUCAAACUACUUUGGACGACAAAAUUUUGUAGACUAGCACCUUUAGCUUUGUGUGUCAAACAGACAUUCUACCAUUUUUAUCAAGAAAGCCUUGUAAAAUCCUUUAAACAGGAAUUGAAGAUACCUUGCUUAAUUUUGUUGGUACCUUCCUCGA